Messenger RNA from Lates calcarifer (barramundi perch), 3593 nucleotides. RefSeq names its product heat shock protein 4 like (gene hspa4l). Gene Ontology annotation, cellular component: cytosol; nucleus. The coding region runs from base 374 to 2872 and encodes 832 amino acids. The transcript is spliced from 19 exons. The record is from RefSeq and is a predicted model, not a curated record. Gene Ontology annotation, molecular function: ATP binding; ATP-dependent protein folding chaperone. Gene Ontology annotation, biological process: protein folding. NCBI's taxonomy places the organism in Eukaryota, Metazoa, Chordata, Actinopteri, Centropomidae.
CCAAUCAGAGACAUGUGUGGGCGGGCUUGAGGAGCAUCAGUCUGUCAGAGCCGCUGGGUGAUGUUAGGGCCGCCUAGGAGUGGGAGAAUCCGCUCUGGACAUCAUUGCUGCCUGGGAUUACUCUGAAUGAGUUUGCUAUAAACAGCUUGACUUACAUAACAGCUAGUAAUUCAGUUAGUGUACCCUCAGCUAGCGGUCUCGUAUAUUUCCAAAACAAAGGACACGCUGAAUUAUAUUCAAUUUUGGAACUAGACCGCCAUUGAAGCCUAUAUAUAUAUAUAUAUAUAUAUAUAUAUAAAAUUGUUUCUCAUAGGUGUCAAGUGCGGUCGUUGCGGAGCAGAACUUCCAAGAGGUGAAUUUAAGAGCGCUCAUUAUGUCAGUGGUAGGCAUUGAUGUGGGUUUCCAAAACUGUUACAUCGCUGUGGCCAGGAGCGGUGGCAUUGAAACCAUUGCCAAUGAGUACAGUGACAGAUGCACACCGGCUUGUGUGUCUUUGACCUCCAAAAACCGCAUGAUUGGAAAUGCAGCCAAAAGUCAAGUUAUAACAAACUUCAAAAACACAGUCCAUGGCUUCAAAAAGUUCCACGGCAGAGCAUUUGAUGACCCACUUGUCCAAGUGGAAAAACCCAAACUGCCUUACAGCUUACAUAAGCUACCCAAUGGAAACACUGGAAUUAAGGUGCGUUAUUUGGACGCAGACAAAGUGUUCACAGUCGAGCAGAUCACAGGGAUGCUGCUCACCAAGCUGAAGGAGACGUCAGAGAGCGCCCUGAAGAAGCCCGUGGUGGACUGUGUCAUCUCUGUCCCAAGUUUCUUCACAGAUGCGGAGAGACGGUCGGUGUUCGAUGCAACUCAAAUUGCAGGGCUGAACUGUUUACGGCUUAUUAAUGACACUACAGCAGUGGCUUUGGCCUAUGGGAUCUACAAACAGGACCUUCCUACUCCAGAAGAGCGACCUAGAAAUGUGGUAUUUGUGGACAUGGGACAUUCAUCGUUCCAGGUCUCAAUCACGGCCUUCAACAAAGGCAAACUCAAGGUCCUCGCCACAGCGUUUGACUUGUACCUUGGUGGGCGUAAUUUCGACGAGGCCCUGGUCGAUUACUUCUGCGAGGAGUUCAAGAUCAAGUACAAGCUCAACGUGAGGGACAACCCGAGGGCUCUGUUGCGGCUGCACCAGGAGUGCGAGAAACUGAAGAAGCUCAUGAGUGCCAACUCCUCCGACCUGCCUCUCAACAUAGAGUGCUUCAUGAAUGACAUUGAUGUUUCCAGCAGGAUGAACAGGGGCCAUUUUGAAGAAAUGUGCGCUCAAUAUCUGAUGAGAGUAGAAAUGCCUCUGAAAUCUGCCCUUGAACAAUCAAAGCUAAGCCGGGAUGAUAUCUAUGCAGUGGAGAUAGUCGGAGGAGCCACAAGAAUUCCGGCCAUCAAAGAAAGGAUUGCCAAGUUUUUCUGCAAAGACAUCAGCACCACACUCAACGCAGACGAAGCUGUAGCAAGAGGCUGUGCACUUCAGUGUGCAAUUUUGUCUCCAGCAUUCAAAGUGCGUGAAUUCUCCAUCACUGAUGUGGUUCCCUUUCCCAUUACUCUUCGCUGGAAAUCACCAACAGAGGAUGGACUGGGAGAGUGUGAGGUGUUCAGUAAGAAUCAUGCUGCUCCGUUUUCCAAAGUGAUCACCUUCCACAAGAAGGAGCCCUUUGACCUUGAAGCCUUCUACAGCAGCCCUCAAGAUCUCCCGUACCCAGACCACAGGAUAGGAUGUUUUUCAGUACAGAAUGUGGUUGCCCAACCAGAUGGAGACAGCUCUAAAGUGAAGGUCAAAGUGCGCGUCAACGUCCACGGCAUCUUCAGCGUGUCCAGCGCUUCUCUGAUUGAGAAGCAGAAAGGAGAGGGAGAGGACAUGCAAAUUGACUCUGAGCCAAUGGUGCAGAAUGAAGGCAGAUCAGAGGACCAGACCAAAAUGCAGGUGGACCAGGAAGGCCAGAGCCAGGGGGAUCAGCAGAACGAGGAGAACAGUUCCAGCAGUAAGGAGGGAGCCCCCGGGGAAAAGCAGGACCCAGCAGCAGGGGGAAGCAAGCCCAAAGUCAAGGUGAAGAGUAUUGAUCUGCCCAUCAUGGCCAACAACAUUCGACAGCUCGACAGCGAUGUCCUUAACAACUUUGUGGAUUAUGAGCGUCAGAUGAUUAUACAGGACAAACUGGUGAAAGAGCUGAAUGAUGCUAAAAAUGCUGUGGAGGAGUAUGUAUACGAUCUGCGGGACAAACUCUGUGGGGUGUAUGAAAAGUAUAUCACAGAGGAGGACAGUAACCGGUUGACACUGAUGCUGGAGGACACAGAGAACUGGCUGUAUGAGGACGGGGAGGACCAACCCAAACAAGUCUAUGAGGAGAAGCUAGAUGCACUCAAGAGGUUGGGUCAGCCCAUUCAGGAUCGACACAGAGAGCAUGAGGACAGACCGAGGGCUUUUGAGGAACUGGGAAAGAAGCUGCAACUCUACAUGAAGUUUGUGGAUUCCUAUAAACAGAAGGAUGAGCGAUACCUACAUUUGAGUCCAGAGGAAAUGAGCACUGUGGAGAAGUGUGUGAAUGAAAGCAUGGGCUGGAUGAACAGCAAGAUGAAUGCACAGAGCAAACUUGCUAUAACUCAAGACCCUGUUGUUAAAGUCGCAGACAUCAUUGCGAAAAUACAGGAAAUGGAAGAUGUAUGCAACCCAGUGAUCAACAGGCCAAUGCCCACGGUAGAGGAGGCCCCUGAAGUGAAUGACCAAAAAAGUGGAGCUCACAACGGCCCGACAGCCAAGCAGGGAGCAGAAGGGAAGGGAGACGCAAAGGGAAGCCAGCAGACGAAGCCUGGAACGAAAGAGAUGGAGGUGGACUGAGAUCAGUGUCUGAGAAGCAAACUCCGCAACCAUCACUGCGUUUACCAUCACUGACCAUUUAGACAGUAGGGACCAUUCCUCAAUCCUCACCAGCCACUUUUGUGGAUUUGUUUUUUUUUUUUUUUUUGUGCUCCCCCAUUGGACUUUACCUUUUGAGGUUUUUGUUUUCACCCUUUCAUCCUUAUGUGUGACAAUGGUGUGCUUUAUUCUCUCAAAGGUUUGACAUACUUAAUAAAUGAAAGAAUGAUGCAAUAGAUUAAACUCUGAUUCUGACGUAAAACUGUUUCCUCUGUACUGUACAGCGAGGUACACUUUGUGUAUGCAUUCCAUGUGUCUCAUAAAGGUCCAGUAUCAGCAGUAAAUACUCUCACUCAUAAAAGAAGUAGUGAGUGCUGUCCAAACAGUUGCUAUUGCGGAACUAUUAGUUUGUAUGCAAUAAUACAAAUUAUAUAUAUUUGUAUUCGAUGAGUUUGAAAUGAUGUCCAUGUUUAGAAACUGUAAAUACUAUUUUAGUAAAUAAAAGCAGCCAGCAUAUACAAUAUAUGUACAUAAAGAACACAUUCCUAGUGUUAACAAUGGCAAUGCUUGACACACCAAAUCUCUUAAGUAAGUGAUUGGUUGCCUAUUUCCUUUUUUGUUUUCUUGCAUUUUUCCAUAUUUAAGUCAUGGGAUUUAAAGAUGGCAAAAAUAAAUAUGUUUGUCUGUGAGACAAAUUUCUUUA